AUGGCAGAUAUUUAUCGUCGUCAGGCCCGCAAUCUAGCCUGGUACGACGAAGACGGCGAGCCGUCCUCUCACAAUCCAUUCAAGAAGUUUCGCACACGCCCACGGCGCACUCGCUCCAUCGACGUGGAACUUCAACAAAACAACCACACCUCUCGCAGCCUGGGGGAUCUUUCUCACGACACAGAUCGCCGUCGUGAUUUCACGCGCGACGUUGGUGGCCCCGAGCACGCGGGCACUUUCCCUCCCGAAUCUGCGGGCAGCGAUCAGUACAUCAACGGUCUGGAGCCAUCAACGUUAAGCCAGGAGCCGAUCAACGUGUCGAGCGGUAAUGAAGAAUCUGAGCAGCCGCGUAAGCGAGGUUUCAUCAAGUUUGGGCGUCCUGAGACGCCGUCGGAGCCCGAUGACGAGAAGGGUGAGGCGCCCAAGUUCACCGUUGCGUCGCAAUUACGCGCGACGAUUUUGAACUCGUGGAUCAAUGUCUUGAUCUUGGCAGCGCCGGCCGGUAUUGCGCUACAUGUCGUGAAAGCGAACCCGAUUGCGAUCUUCGUCGUCAACUUCAUUGCGAUUAUUCCGCUCGCUGCGAUGCUGAGUUAUGCGACUGAGGAAAUUGCUCUGCGAACUGGUGAAACGAUUGGAGGAUUAUUGAAUGCCUCCUUUGGAAACGCGGUCGAGUUGAUUGUCGCUAUUAUCGCGCUGGUCAAAAAGGAGGUUCUAAUCGUGCAGACUUCGCUGAUUGGAAGUAUGCUUUCAAACCUGCUGCUCGUCAUGGGCAUGUGUUUCUUCUUUGGUGGUAUCGAUCGCGUGGAGCAGCAUUUCAACGUCACUGUCGCGCAGACCGCAGCCAGUUUGCUCGCGCUUGCUGUGGGCAGUUUGAUCAUUCCCACUGCUUUCCACAAAUGGUCUGACGCUACCAACGUGGACAACACAGCCCCUCUCUCUCGGGGAACCAGUGUCCUUCUCUUAAUCACCUACGGCUGCUAUCUUUUCUUUCAACUGAAAUCCCAUGUCGACAUGUACAACCGGCCAAGUCCGAAAGUCGAGAAACGCCACCAAAGGAUUGGCGAAGGAGACGCCAAUCGCGGAAUUGCCCAGAUCGCCAAAAUGUCGGCUGCAUCCAUGGGCGGCGAGAAUGCGCAACAGGUCCAAAUGCAAGAUCCAGAUGACGAGCCUGAGGAGCCUCAGCUGACAAUUGCGGUUGCACUGAUCACGCUGGGUAUUGCGACUACGCUUGUGGCUGUUUGUGCUGAGUUCAUGGUUGAUUCCAUCGAUGCACUUACGGCAACUGGUAACAUUGGCCAGACUUUCGUCGGUCUGAUCCUUCUCCCUAUUGUCGGCAAUGCCGCUGAGCACGCCACCGCGGUGACUGUUGCCUGCAAGGACAAAAUGGACCUCGCGAUCGGUGUCGCCGUAGGCUCGAGUAUGCAGAUUGCGCUUUUGGUUCUACCUUUGAUUGUUGUUAUUGGUUGGAUCAUGGGUGUUGAGGACAUGACUCUCAACUUCGACGCAUUCCAAAUCAUCGUUCUCUUUGUCGCUGUUUUACUCGUCAACUAUCUUAUUGCUGACGGCAAAUCUCACUGGCUUGAGGGUGUCUUGCUUAUGAUGAUGUAUCUGAUUAUUGCUAUGGCUGCUUGGUUCAUCGACUGA
This is a messenger RNA of Penicillium maclennaniae, 1644 nucleotides long. RefSeq names its product hydrogen/calcium exchanger domain-containing protein. Bases 1 to 1644 code for a protein of 547 amino acids. Gene Ontology annotation, cellular component: fungal-type vacuole membrane. The transcript has 3 exons. NCBI's taxonomy places the organism in Eukaryota, Fungi, Ascomycota, Eurotiomycetes, Eurotiales, Aspergillaceae. Gene Ontology annotation, molecular function: calcium:proton antiporter activity. The record is from RefSeq and is a predicted model, not a curated record. Gene Ontology annotation, biological process: intracellular calcium ion homeostasis; calcium ion transmembrane transport.